CAUGAUACAUUUAGUACAUAUACGUGGCUAACUUGACGUAUCUUGCCUCAUGGUAUAUCAUAUGCGCCGAUAUGUCGCGGAACAGCUGUUUGAAUAAAUUAUGGUUUUUGUGCAUUAUCUUGCUAGAUUUGCGCAACACUGGUGCGAAUAAUGAUGCGGCUCAAAAGAAUGUGCUGUUACUUCUGGCUGACGAUGCAGGAUUCGAAAUGCGAUCUUACUUGAAUAAAAUCUGUCAGACUCCUAACUUGGACAAAUUGGCAAAAGAAAGUCUUUUAUUCAAUAAUGCGUAUACAUCAGCCAGCAGCUGUUCACCAAGUCGUUCUGCAAUAUUGACUGGAUUACCAAGUCAUCAAAAUGGAAUGUACGGUCUUCAUCAUGGUGUUCAUCAUUUUAAUUCUUUUGAAAAUGUUCAAAGUUUGCCAAAAUUACUGAAGAGAAACAACAUUAAAACAGGAAUCAUUGGCAAAAAGCAUGUAGGUCCAAGCGAGGUUUACCCAUUUGAUUUUGAACGUACAGAAGAAAAUUAUUCUAUUCUUCAAGUAGGUCGUAAUAUUACUCAUAUUAAAUUGUUAGUACGUGAAUUUCUCUCAUAUAAUAAAACACAACCCUUCUUCCUACUAGUUGCUUUUCAUGAUCCUCAUCGCUGUGGACAUACUCAUCUAGAAUAUGGCAAUUUUUGUGAAAAAUUUGGCAAUGGAAAUGUCGGAAUGGGUAUUAUCCCGGACUGGAAUCCGAUAUAUUAUCAAUGGGAUCAAGUCAAAGUACCUUAUUACGUUCAAGACACGGAAGCUGCUAGGAGAGACAUUUCUGCCCAGUAUACAACAAUAUCUCGUUUAGAUAAAGGAGUUGGUUUAGUACUUGAUGAACUCAAAAAUGCUGGCUAUAAGGAAAACACUUUGGUACUUUACACGUCCGACAAUGGCAUACCUUUCCCAAACGCUCGCACAAACUUAUAUGACCCAGGUAUAGCUGAACCGAUGAUGAUUUCAUCGCCAAUACGCGGGCAUAGAAAAAAUAGCGUAACGUACAGUAUGACCUCUUUGCUAGACAUAGUCCCAACAAUAUUAGCUUGGUUUAAUAUAACUCACGAAAAUCAGACGUCCGACGAAGUAUCUCUUCCGCAGUUUACUGGCAAAUCGCUUUUACCGUUGCUCCGUGAAGAACCCACAGAAAACGGUACGGCGAUCUUCGUUAGCCAAACGCAUCAUGAAGUUACCAUGUACUAUCCGAUGCGUGCGAUUAGGACUAAACGCCACAAGCUUAUACAUAACAUCAAUUACCGGAUGCCAUUCCCUAUCGAUCAGGACUUUUAUGUAUCCCCGACUUUCCAGGAUCUUCUCAAUAGAACACGAAAACAUGAAUUUUUACCAUGGUUUAAAACAUUAAAACAGUAUUAUCAGAGACCAGAAUGGGAGAUGUAUGACUUAAAAUAUGAUCCGGAGGAAUUAAAUAAUGUAGCCUUAAAGCCAUCAUUGAAGAACAUAUUUGUUGACCUGCAAGACCGAUUGUUCAAUUGGAUGAAAAUGACAAAAGAUCCAUGGCUAUGUGCACCAGAUGCUGUUCUCCAAGAUACUGGAGUUAAUAAAAAUGAUCCUCAAUGUAUGCCAUUAGACUGGGAUUCAAUUUUAUAUUGAGAUUAUUUCCAGUAUUUGUUACAUUAAUAGUGUUUACAAGUAUCUUUUCUUUUUUACAACUUUCCAUCUAUAUAUUUAUACUAUAUAUUUACCAAGAAAAUACUCAACAAAAUGCAAUAUUCUUAUAACUUCCACUGUAUAUAAACUAAAUCAUAAUAGAUUUUGUAAUUAAUAUUUUAUGUAAUAUGUAUAUAUGCAAUUUUCUUCAGUAUUUGCAUCAAUUUUAUAAUACACAAAGCAAAUAACAAUGUAAUGAAUUUUUGUAAUUUCAAUAUAACAUCUACUACCUUCA
Harpegnathos saltator (Jerdon's jumping ant) is the source of this 1926-nucleotide messenger RNA. RefSeq names its product N-sulfoglucosamine sulfohydrolase (gene Sgsh). The record is from RefSeq and is a predicted model, not a curated record. The transcript has 10 exons. The coding region runs from base 72 to 1634 and encodes 520 amino acids. Gene Ontology annotation, molecular function: N-sulfoglucosamine sulfohydrolase activity. NCBI's taxonomy places the organism in Eukaryota, Metazoa, Arthropoda, Insecta, Hymenoptera, Formicidae. Gene Ontology annotation, biological process: heparan sulfate proteoglycan catabolic process; glycosaminoglycan catabolic process.